Messenger RNA from Bactrocera dorsalis (oriental fruit fly), 2430 nucleotides. RefSeq lists its product as uncharacterized. The transcript is spliced from 2 exons. Bases 165 to 2210 code for a protein of 681 amino acids. The record is from RefSeq and is a predicted model, not a curated record. NCBI's taxonomy places the organism in Eukaryota, Metazoa, Arthropoda, Insecta, Diptera, Tephritidae.
ACGAAGGCCCUUGCCAGAGUCCUCUGGCAAAGAAAAAUCGAAGUCCAGAGGGUGAGUCUUUAAAUUUCAAAAGAGCCCCGUCACCUGAAGGUGAUAUCUCUGAUGUUCCAGAUGCUAAUUAUGAUGGAGAAUCACAAGAUUCUGCCAAUGAUAAUAACUCCCCAAUGCCUGAGGAGUUAAUCUCGAAUAUUAGCUUUCAAUCUUCGACGAUUGAUCCAUUGAAGAACUCGGAUUUUGAUACUGAUAAUACUAAUCGAAGCAAGUGGCAUAGAAAAUUGAUUGCAAACGUGACGGGCGUCUACUCUCAACCUCAACCCGAUAUAGGACGCCGCAAUAAUCUCGCUGGUCAUUCCCAUAAAUCCUGGCUGUUGCGUAAUGGCAAUUUUGUGAAAAAGCCUACUUUGAUUAACACGAAUCAUCAUUUCGCAAUCAACACUUGUGGUUUCGAUUCGAUUAUUCAAAUUUUAAGCACGGCAGCUAUGGACGACGAAAAUUACAAUCAGGAGAUGAUAAAUUCAGAGAAUCCAACCUUGAAGUUUGUUUCUGAUUUUGUAAAAAAUGGACCAUCUCAACGCAUAGAAAAUGACAGAGUGAAAUUACUAACAGAGUUAUUUCCAAGUAAAGAGUGUAUUGGCGUGAUCAAAGCACUGAAAUCUUAUAUCGUCGAUUUGAAAGAUUAUUUGUCGUCUAUUGUUAAAAAAUGUUUCCAAUCAAAACCUUCGGCAUUACGUCACUAUACGUGCCUCAAUUGUGGUGAAUACACAGUACCAGUACCACUUUUAUAUAUUAACCAUAAAAAUUUCAGGGAGCCGAAUGGAUUUGAAGCUCUUAAGGAUCUCCAGGCUUUUAACGAGCAUAAACGCUACUCUUGUAUUAAUUCAUCAUGUGAAAUGCAAUGCAGUGUUAACACUGUAUAUUCAAAUCAAGUGUUCGUGGAGUUGAACGUUCGUCCGGAUUUGAGCUACAAAUCUGGGAAACGUUGUCGACUGAAGGAGUUUCCCACGACAUUGGAGUUAAACGCCACAAUUUAUCGAUUGGCAGGUGUAAUUCACUACGAAUCCGAACAUUUUACUGCAUAUUGUUUCAGAGGAAUGGUUCGUUGGGAGCUACACGAUGAUCAACAAUCAAAAAUUAAAUUUUGUCAUUCUACCACACGAGUAACACCAGAAGCAGCAGUUUAUGUUCAGCUGAAUGAGGAAAACUAUAGUACAUUCACAGGACCCAUCAAAGCUGAUUCAUCACAGAAAGAAUUCCAUUAUGUUACCCCAGAUGAGGACCCUGACACAAAUUCUCGAGACAACUGGAGGAAUAAAGAAAAUUCUUCAUUGUAUUGUAUCGAUACUAAAAACUUUUAUACAGAUGUUUUUAAAGAAAAAAAAUGUGAUGAUCGUGAAGUAAAGCUACAUCAAAACGGUGAUUCUCAAAGUGCAAUUGCGAUUAAGGGGGAUGUGAUACAUGUCCGGAAAAAUUCUUGUCUUGAUUCGAUAAUACACGUACUAUGGUAUGCAACUGAAUGUAAUACCAAUUAUUUGACAUUAAUGAGAUAUGCCACCACCGAAAAUGACACAUUAAAAUUAAUUGCUCAGCUAGUGGAUAAUGAAAAUCUGCAAUCAACAAAUGAGCACCGAGUUCUUGUCUCACCUUCUUUCGUUGAGACACAAAUUUAUCAUAUCAGCCCCAGCAUCGAUUCAGAAAUAUCGACAAUUGAUUUAACUACUAGUGGGACAUCUGCUAAAGUUUGGAAAGCAUGUUUUGACAGUGUACCCAGUGAACAGAAGCUGUAUAACUGUAAUAUUUGCGGAGAAUACGUUGAAAAUAUCGCAGUACUGUGUCCUAAUUUCUUCAACCGUUCCCAAAAAUGCAUUGACUUGCAGAAAGCUCUACAUUUCUAUAAAUACUUGAAGAAAGUUCGAUGUAUAAAGGAAUCAUGUCCAGGAAAAUGUGUAGUGACCACUUCGUCGAAUUUUCAUCUCUUCAUUGACAUCUCUCAAUCUUCAAUGUGCCUGAUCGACGAAAUAUCUACAGUGAUAUGCCGAGAAUUCAAUUACAGAUUAGCUGGAAUAAUUAGUCGUCUCGGAGAUCGAUAUGUUGCCUACUGUUCAGCGCUACAAAAUUGGUUAUUGUACGAUGGUUAUCACAAAGUAAAUAAAACAAUAGUUGGCUGUGAACAAAUUCGUCCUUCCGGACUUAUUUACGUACUGCAAGAUUAACCCAAAUAUAUAUUAGUUUAAUAAUCUUAGUUGAAGACGGUUAAUUGAUGUUAACUCUUAUUACGAUGUGAGAUGGUUUAACUCCUGUUAACCAUUAUUAGAGUCAGACAGGACGUAUUCAAAAUUAUCAAAGGAAAAUGUAAAAAAAUAACAAUUACUUUAAAAUGCAUCUUCUAUAUGAAUAGUUUUUAAAACAACCAAGUUGAAAUUAUCGAAAAAU